GGGAGAGGCACGUCCACCAUCUACCGUCCACCAUCGUGGCGCUGGAAGUUCACAGUGCGUGAGGCGAGGAGAAGGUGAGGAGGAGGGGGCCAGAGGAGAGGAGAACGGAACAGAGAACAGCGACUCAUUAGCGAGGCCAAUGGCUAGGCAUCUGAGCAACAAACGAUAGUCUUCAUUCAACGAAGUGAAUCAGCUUGGACACACCAGAGCUCAGAAAAAAAAGCGCGCAUUCUCCGACGCCUAAGAAGUAAACAAGGUAAGGAAAGGGACAAGGGAGGCGAAGAGGAGAAAGCAAGUAGAAGAGGAGAAGCGAGAGGGAGGGGAACUUCAAGAGAGAGCGGAGAGAACGAAGCGCUAUCCCCGAUACACCUAAGAAGUCAGGCGAAGGGGAGAAGGGAGAGGGAGGGGAGAGAGGAGGAGAGCACGUGCACACACGUCUGAGACGUAAAUAAAUAAGAAAGGAGAAAGGAGGCGAACACUGUCAGGAGAAAGCACGGAGAAGAGCAGAAGGGAGAGGGAAAGGGAAAAGAGGAGAGAGCAAGUAUAGGAGCAGGGCGGAGGGGGCGAGCAGUAGAACGUGAACGUGGUCGUGAUUCCGUCCGUCGUUCACUCCCGCCAAGCUGCCUGCUUGUUUAGCCCAAGCACAGCCGCUGCCAUGUCGUUCGCUAUCGGUACUUUGGUGUUUCUGAUCGUCAGCUUCGUGGGGAGCUUAGGGGUGAGGCUGUUUUACAAUCAAAAUCCGGCGACCAAUUUGCUGAAUAUAACGCUAGUUAAUACGGCGGUGGUUUGCUGCUGGCUGACAUGGGCAAUCGUGUACAUGGCGCAGAUGCAUCCGCUGGUGAACCCUAUCAGGAAGGCGGAGGGGGAGUGAGGAGUAAAAAAAAAAAAAAAAAAAAGAGUGAGGAGGAGUUGUGUCGGAAAAGAAAAAAAGAAAAAAGAAAAAAAAGGAGUGUCUCAAUAGAGAGAGCGGGGAAGCAAGCAUGGGAACGGAUGCCGGAAGCGUACUAUAGGAUAAAUAAUCAGGCCAUAUACUCACGCGGGUAAUUUUGUGACUCAUCCUGGACGUAAUUGCGGUCAGAUACGUCCAGCAGCGGGGUGCUAUGGCGGUCAGAUGCAUUCGGAAAUUAUGCUCUCUCAUAUGGCGUGGGGAAUCGUCUACAUGGCGCGCAGAUGCAUCCGCUGGUGACAAAUGGACGUCAUUGCGGUCAGAUACAUCCAGCAGCGGGGUGCUAUGGCGGUCAGAUGCAUUCGGAAAUUAUGCUCUCUCAUAUGGCGUGGGAAUCGUCUACAUGGCGCAGCAGAUGCAUCCGCUGGUGACAACCUGUCCGAAAAGAAGGGAGAGGGUGAGUGAGGAGGAGUGUUCAAAAGAGAGCGGGAAAGCCGACUACGUAGGGAAGAAUCAAGGCAUACUCGCGCGCGGAGAAUGUUUUUGACUCGUGUCUGGACGGAAUCGUGGUUAGAUGCAUCCAUCGCGGGCUGUUAUCGUGGUCAGAUACAUCCGGAUGGCGCAGAUGCAUCCUGUCACAAAGGAAGGGAGAAGGUGAGUGAGGAGUAAGCGCUCAAAAGAGAGCGGGAAAGCGUACUAGGGAAAAAUCAGGGCAUACUCACGCGGAGAAUUUGUUUGACUCGUCUCUGGACGGAAUCGUGGUCAGAUGCAGCCAGCCAUCGCGGCCUGUUAUCGGUGUCAGAUACAUCCGGAAGGCGCAGAUGCAUACGUUGGUGACACCUGUCAGGAAAGAAGGGAGAGGGUGAGUGUCACUGAGGAGGAGCGCUCAAAAGAGAGCGGGAAAGCCGACUACGUAGGGAAGAAUCAAGGCAUACUCGCGCGCGGAGAAUGUUUUUGACUCGUCUCUGGACGCAAUCGUGGUCAGAUGCAUCCAUCGCGGCCUGUUACUCUUGGUUACAAUAAACAUCCGGAAAUUGCGUAAGUAUGCUCUCAGAUUGGAUGGCGUGCGUGAGUAUGCUCUCAGAUGGAUGGCGUGGGGCGCAGAUGCAUCGGGUGGUGAGCGGGGGGGAAGGAUGAAAACGGAUGGGAUGUUGGAAGCGUAGGGGAGAAUUAGGGCAUUUUACUCGAACGAAGAUUUAUUUUUUCUUGACUCGUAUCUGGACGUAGUUGGUGGUUAGGAACAUGCAGCAUGUGACCGUAAUGGAAGUCAGAUACAUUCAGAAACUUUCUUCUGAGUAUGCUCUCAGAUGGCGGAGGCAUUCGGGUGGGGGGUGAAGAGGGAAGUGGGAGAACAAUGCGCAAUGCGAUGGUGUGUGGAGGGCAUUUCUGAGAUUUUGCCGUUGAGUGUGUUGUGGGUGGAGGUUUUCCGCUCCGUACCGUUGCGGGUACGGAGCGGUUGAGAGUGUGAAGGGGUGACUGACUCAUUGGUGAGGGCAAAUUGGUUGCAAUUACCACGAUUUUAAAAUUUGAAAAAGUAAAUAAAUAAUUCUUAU
Chara braunii is the source of this 2439-nucleotide messenger RNA. NCBI's taxonomy places the organism in Eukaryota, Viridiplantae, Streptophyta, Charophyceae, Charales, Characeae. The record is from the annotation of a GenBank genome assembly.